GUUUUCACUUCCGGGACGGUGUUCCGGCCCAUUCCGGCCCAUUUCCACCCCCGGAGCUCUCGCCCCUCCGGUGCCGACGGUAGAGAAAGACCUUACUCCAGGGGCCUCCUCCUCGCUGGGGCAUUGCCGGGAAGAGCAAACAAAAAAGGCGCUGGUGUAGGCUCCAAAAUAGACACAUCUGAAUUCAGGAUGGCAUCGACAGAGGCUCUAAUUGGAUUAAAAGUUUGCAAACAAACAAAAACGCUUUGGAAAAAGCAGGGUUGAAUGCCUGCCUACACCCUCAGGCCCCACCAUGGAGAAGGGUGGUAACAUACAACUGGAGAUCCCUGACUUCAGCAACUCUGUCCUGAGCCAUCUCAACCAGCUGCGCAUGCAAGGCCGGCUCUGCGAUAUCGUGGUCAACGUGCAAGGACAAGCUUUUCGGGCUCACAAAGUGGUACUGGCCGCCAGCUCUCCCUACUUCCGGGAUCACAUGUCCUUGAAUGAGAUGAGUACUGUCUCCAUAUCCGUCAUCAAGAACCCCACAGUUUUUGAACAGCUCCUUUCUUUCUGUUACACAGGGCGGAUAUGCCUGCAGCUGGCAGAUAUUAUCAGCUACCUGACAGCUGCCAGUUUUCUGCAAAUGCAGCAUAUUAUAGACAAAUGCACACAGAUCUUGGAGGGCAUUCAUUUCAAAAUUAACGUGGCUGAGGUCGAAGCAGAAUUAAGUCAAACGAGGACAAAGCAUCCAGAGAGACCUCCAGAGUCUCACAGGGUUACACCAACUCUAAAUCGCUCCCUUAGUCCACGACAUAAUGCCCCAAAGGGAAGUCGGCGAGGUCAGGUUAGUGCUGUGCUGGACAUCAGGGAGCUCAGUCCUCCCGAGGAGUCCACCAGCCCUCAGAUCAUUGAACAGAGUUCUGAUGUAGAGAGCCGGGAGCCCAUUCUUCGGAUCAACCGAGCAGGACAGUGGUACGUGGAGACAGGAGUAGCAGACCGAGGGGCACGGAGCGAUGAUGAAGUGAGGGUUCUUGGAGCAGUACACAUCAAAACUGAAAAUCUAGAGGAGUGGCUGGGGCCUGAGAAUCAGCCUUCCGGAGAAGAUGGGAGCAGUGCUGAAGAAGUCACAGCCAUGGUGAUUGACACCACGGGCCAUGGUUCCGUAGCACAGGAAAAUUACACUUUAGGACCUUCAGGAGCCAAGGUGGCUCGGCCAACAAGUAGUGAGAUUGACAGAUUUAGCCCCUCCGGCAGUGUUGUCCCCUUGACGGAGAGACACAGAGCCCGAAGUGAGUCUCCUGGGAGAAUGGAUGAGCCUAAGCAGCCCAGCUCCCAGGUAGAAGAGUCAGCAAUGAUGGGAGUAAGCGGCUAUGUGGAGUAUCUCCGUGAGCAGGAAGUAUCUGAGCGGUGGUUCCGGUACAACCCCCGUCUCACCUGCAUCUACUGUGCCAAAUCUUUCAACCAGAAGGGGAGCCUGGACCGGCACAUGCGCCUGCACAUGGGGAUCACACCGUUCGUCUGCCGCAUGUGUGGCAAGAAGUACACCCGCAAGGAUCAGCUGGAGUAUCACAUCCGCAAGCACACAGGCAACAAGCCCUUUCACUGUCACGUUUGUGGCAAAAGUUUCCCCUUCCAGGCCAUCUUGAAUCAGCACUUUCGCAAAAACCACCCUGGCUGUAUCCCCCUAGAGGGGCCUCAUAGCAUCUCCCCUGAAACAACUGUCACGUCUCGAGGACAAGCCGAGGAAGAGUCACCUUCACAAGAAGAGACAGUUGCUCCCGGGGAAACCGCCCAGGGCUCAGUGUCCACUACUGGGCCAGAUUGAAACAUUGAAGGGGAGGGGGCAGACCCUCUUCCCCUUUGGGCCGUAAGCAGCCAGCAUCGGGGCCAUGGGCUGGUGCUUCGAUUCACAAAAUGCCACAUCACUAGAUCGGAAGAUGCUCCCAAGAUGUUGCCAAACUAGAGGAUCAGCAACAUACACAAAGUACUAGAGGCUUUCCCCCUCCUCCUUGCCACCUCACACUUUGAAAAUAAUCAAGCAGAUCAACUUUCUAAUUCAGGGAUCAACAGCCUUGGUUUGUUAACUUUAUAAGAAAAAGAUUUUUAACAAAACAAUGAUAAAUGAUCAUUUAUCUACCAGUCACAUUUGAACACUGUCCUUUGGUCCAUAUCAUCCUGGUGGCUGUCACUUGCCCAGAUCUAAAAAAAACACAGCAGGAGCCUUGGUCCUCGAACCAGCUGACCACAAGAAAGAAGGCAGUAAUCAUGAUGGUGAUGAUGAGGAAUUUCUUUUCUUCCUUCCUGCCGGAAUAUGCAGUUUCGCAUUUUGAGGGGGGGUGAGAUUCCUGGUGCUUAUUGUUUGGAAAGGUUAGAUCUUCUCUCUGCCUGCCCAGGCCUCUGGUUGCUGGUGGUCUCCUGUGGCAGCCGUGCUGGAGCACUUUAGGCAGCUGGAGGUGAAAUGACAGCAGUUGCAAUAGGUACCGCUCAG
Molecule: messenger RNA, 2467 nt
Organism: Molossus molossus (Pallas's mastiff bat)
Lineage: Eukaryota; Metazoa; Chordata; Mammalia; Chiroptera; Molossidae
Gene: ZBTB37
Product: zinc finger and BTB domain containing 37
Exons: 5
Coding region: 293-1804 (503 amino acids)
Biological process (GO): regulation of transcription by RNA polymerase II
Molecular function (GO): RNA polymerase II cis-regulatory region sequence-specific DNA binding; protein binding; DNA-binding transcription factor activity, RNA polymerase II-specific
Source: RefSeq, a predicted model, not a curated record